AUGAAAAGGAAUGGCUUUUGGCGUCGUCCUACUUCUGCAUUGCCUGGCAGUGUUAAACCAGUAGAAUCCAAGACUGGUGCUACAAAUUUGGUCAUUGGUGCUCAAUACUCUUAUAAUGAUAUGUUGUCAAAUGUUAAUUCUGAAGGUCUAAGCAAUAAUAGCAAUAAUAAAGUAGGAGAUUUAAGUAACCAAGAAAAUUCACAAGAGCCUUCUAAAAGUGAUUUUUUUGAAUUCUUGACCGAGACAAAUGAUGAUUGGAAUGAUAAAUCUGAUGAAGAAGACUUAUCCACAGAAAGAAAUUUAAAGAAUAAAGAGGUUUCAUCAUUAUCAUCAUUAAAUAAUAAUAAUACCGACAAUGACAAAGAGAAAUCCAAUGAUUCGUCAGAUUCGAUUGCAGAAAGAUUGACACUUAACGACAAUCAAACAUCUAAUGUUAAAAAUGAAAUUGCAGAAAUCGGUUAUUUACCAUGUAAUACUGAUCGCCGAGUUACAACUCUGGCGCGUAAAAGAAAAGAAUAUAUAGAUAGUGUAUCUCAAGCUUACGCGAGAGGAAUAGAAGGAUUAGAUCAUAUAAUAUGGCAUCAAAUUCAUAUUGAUGUACCCAGAACUAAUCCAGGAAUUCCUCUUUAUCAAUAUGAAACAACUCAACAGUGUCUAGAACGAAUUUUAUAUGUAUGGGCAAUUCGUCACCCAGCAAGUGGAUAUGUCCAGGAUGAUGAUAAUCCAGAAAAUUACGAUCCAGGUAAUCUUCCUAAAGAAGUAUUAAAUGUAAUCGAAGCGGAUAGUUUUUGGUGUUUAUCUAAAUUACUUGAUGGUAUUCAGGACAAUUAUACAUUUGCACAACCUCCAUUAGCUGCACAUUUACAAGAUGAAGGAGUUGAAUUUAUACAACUAGCAUUUCGAUGGAUGAAUUGUUUAUUGAUGCGAGAAAUGUCACUUAGAAAUACCAUAAGAAUGUGGGAUACUUAUUUGGCUGAAGGACCAGAUGGAUUUUCAGAAUUUCAUUUAUACGUGUGUGCUGCAUUUUUAGUUAAAUGGUCAGAAAAGUUAAGCUGUCCUCUGAUAUGA
Molecule: messenger RNA, 1068 nt
Organism: Entrophospora sp. SA101
Lineage: Eukaryota; Fungi; Glomeromycota; Glomeromycetes; Entrophosporales; Entrophosporaceae
Source: the annotation of a GenBank genome assembly